AUGAAGCUUCUCACAUGGUCAACUUUACCCUUUCUGAUUCAUAAGGUUCCUCGUCCUAAAGGCAGCAGUUUCUGGCUCCCUGCACUUCAAGUCUUUGCGAGCUUCAACCUCCUGUUGUCAAUUGUGGUAGGCUAUACAUAUAGUGACAUGCCUCAACAGUAUCUUCUAAUGAUUGAUGCAGAUGUCUGUCAAUUUCUUGAAAUUCAGAAAAAAGCAUUGGUGGCAGUCCUGCUAUAUUUGGGGAGGACGGAAGGAUACAAUUAUGACUACAGAAAGAGCACACUUACUAAUUUUGAGACUUUGGUUUUCUCUCAAUAUUACAGGAGACAUCUACCACCUAUUAGAACGUAUGUAAUUGCUGCCUGUAACAAUGUUGUUCACACGAGAAAACCUUUAAAUUACCGAUGCCACAUGCAGACACAGUGGACUAUCCCUGUUGUUUGCUUCCACGCAUUGUAUGUUGCUGCAUUGGUUGGUUAUACAGGAGCUAUUCGGCACGUAGAGUUCAGGUUUCAUGAACUCAACGACCUCUGGCGUGGAAUAAUAGUCUCCACUUCGUCCAUUGGAAUAUGGGUUAUUGCUUACUUGUUUAAUGAAAUCCAUGAGGAAAUUGAAUGGCUUCAAGUUGCCUCAAGAUUUUGUCUACUAACCAUGGCAAGUAUUUUUUUGCUGGCAUUCUUCUCGAUAUCAAGUUCUCAACCUCUUAUCUCCCAAUUGAGUUUGAGGAAAAAGGAUGACAGGGAGUUCGAGUCAAUGGGUCAGGCUCUGGGCAUACCUGAUAGUGGUCCGCUACUGCAGAGGGAAUUACCUCCAGUCAUAGACCCUAAUGAACCUUUGGAUAAACUUCUUCUGGACAAGAGAUUUCGGCAGUCUUUUAUGGCAUUUGCUGACAGUUGUUUAGCUGGAGAGAGCGUCCAUUUCUAUGAUGAAGUUCAUGAGCGCAAUAAGAUACCUGUGGAUGACACUGUCAGAAGAAUUUACAUGGCACGACACAUCAUUGAGAAGUACAUAGUUGCAGGCUCAACAAUGGAAGUGAAUAUAUCUCACCGUAACCGACAAGAAAUUUUGACAACUGCUAAUCUGGCACACCCUGCUCUCUUUAAAAAUGCAUUAAACGAGCUACUGCAACUGAUGAAAAUGAAUUUGGCAAAAGAUUACUGGUCAUCGAUGUACUUCGUGAGAUUCCAAGAAGAAGCUAGUAUGAGGACAACGGGCCAUGAGCUUGAACAAGUGGCUGCGUGGAACUUCUCUCCCAGAUUGAGUGCUGUUCACGGUGUUGAUGACCCUUUUCACCAAGAACAUCAUUCAAAGGACUCUGGCCUUGGUAGUCAUGAUCUGGAUCGGCCAUGA
Molecule: messenger RNA, 1350 nt
Organism: Thlaspi arvense
Lineage: Eukaryota; Viridiplantae; Streptophyta; Magnoliopsida; Brassicales; Brassicaceae
Source: the annotation of a GenBank genome assembly